Molecule: messenger RNA, 1831 nt
Organism: Coffea eugenioides
Lineage: Eukaryota; Viridiplantae; Streptophyta; Magnoliopsida; Gentianales; Rubiaceae
Product: ELMO domain-containing protein A
Exons: 9
Coding region: 523-1332 (269 amino acids)
Source: RefSeq, a predicted model, not a curated record
UAUAGUUAACAUCAACCUUCCUCAACGCACGCAGCUAUACUCCCACACCAAUCUGUGUGUGUAUGUAUAUAUACAUAUAUAUAUGUACUCGCCAGCCUAUGCAUACAAGUAAUUUUUCUAUAAAUAUAGACAUCACUGUUACGAACAAGCACACACCUGCGCGCACAAAGAAACAGAUAGAAAGAGAUAGAUAAGAGAGAGAGAGGAGAGUGGAGGAAAUUCUGCGCAUUUGCUUUAAUGGAGUUGAAGUAAGCGUAAAUAAAGAGGCGGUGACGGUGGCGUUGGCGGAUCUUAAACCCUAGCGGAAACGAAAUUGCUCGCCAUUUUCGGCUGUUGAAACGGUUUUUUUACAGCACCGAAUUCUCUAGAUCUUUGGAUUUUGGUGAAAUUGUUGACGGCGUUGAAGUUAGUUAUAGUUUCUGUCGCCGGCGGAAUUCGAUAGAGCUGAGCAUUUGUUAAAAGAGGCACAGAUUUGCGGUGACGAUGAGUUUUUUUGUGGUGAAUUUUUUUCUUUGAGGAGAAAUGGUGAUGGAUGAUAGAGGAGGAGGAUCGUUUGUAGCUGUGAGGAGGAUUUCUCAAGGCCUUGAGCGAGGCAGCAACAACACUUGCCAUUCUGCGGAGGUUGUCGCAGGAUCUGCAGCAUGGCUUGGAAGAGGUCUUUCUUGUGUUUGUGCUCAGAGAAGAGAAAGUGAUGCUCGCCCAUCAUUUGAUCUGACACCUGCUCAGGAGGAAUGCUUGCAAAGGCUGCAGAACCGUAUAGAUGUUCCAUAUGACAGCUCAAAUGUUGAGCAUCAGGAAGCUUUACGUGCUUUGUGGUAUGCUGCCUUUCCAGGGGAACAACUGCAUGGUUUAAUAUCUGAACAGUGGAAGGAAAUGGGUUGGCAAGGAAAAGAUCCAUCCACAGACUUUAGAGGUGGUGGAUUCAUAUCCCUAGAGAACUUGUUGUACUUCGCCAGGAACUUCCCUAAAUCCUUCCAGGAUCUUCUUUGCAAGCAAGAAGGUGACCGGGCUAUGUGGGAGUACCCGUUUGCUGUUGCUGGAGUGAACAUCACAUUCAUGCUGAUUCAGAUGUUGGAUCUUGAAGCAGUGAAACCACGAAAUUUUGUAGGAGCAACCUUCUUGAAGUUUCUUGCAGAGAAUGAAUCAGCAUUUGACCUCCUAUAUUGCAUCACAUUCAAGCUGAUGGACAAUCAAUGGCUUGCCAUGCAUGCAUCUUACAUGGACUUCAAUACUGUGAUGAAAGCCACUCGUCGCCAGCUUGAAAAUGAGCUUUUGCAGGAAGACAUAACUCGUCUUGAAGACUUACCCUCGUACAGACUUCUUAAUCGUUAGUGGUAGUAUCUGUAACUUUCUGGGAAGAAAUGGUUAUAAAAAUGGCUACCGUGCAAAAAUGUUCGCAAUCCAUUGGUUAUGGUUGCAGCAUUCACAGGUUCUCCAUUUUUUAGUUUGUGGCUUAGAUUGUCUCUGUCCGUGAUACAUUUUUCUCCAGGAUUACAGCAUUCUUGGAGUUGCAUAGUUGCUAAUACGGUUUUAUUUUGGGGGAAAGUACAAAAGAGAUCGGGAUUCAGAUCCAUGCUUCAGGUGUGGAUUGAGUAACUAGAGCAACCAUGUUGAAGUUUCAGACGCACAAGUAUUGCAUACUCUCAGAUGUCUUUUCCAGCUUUCCCUAUUGUCUGCAAGUACAUAAGAGCUGUAUUUGUUUUCUCGAUUCUGUAAACAUGCCUCUGUAUUAACAAUGUAGUGGUAGCCAGCGUGAAAAACCUGCAACUCCUGUUUUCGCUUAGUCCUCGUUCUCUUGGAGAUCAAUGAAAUUUGGAGCAUAUUCAUGUUA